Pristis pectinata (smalltooth sawfish) is the source of this 4523-nucleotide messenger RNA. It is a transcript of the gene cog1, whose product is annotated as component of oligomeric golgi complex 1. The transcript is spliced from 14 exons. Gene Ontology annotation, biological process: intra-Golgi vesicle-mediated transport. The record is from RefSeq and is a predicted model, not a curated record. Gene Ontology annotation, cellular component: COG complex; Golgi apparatus. Lineage: Eukaryota; Metazoa; Chordata; Chondrichthyes; Rhinopristiformes; Pristidae. Bases 347 to 3298 code for a protein of 983 amino acids.
AGGGGGAGGUAUUGAUUUCGCGCAUGCGUCGAACGGGAAGCUCCAGCCGAGCUGCUGGUUUCACGCAUGCGUAGUCCUUGCCAGGUUCAGUGUCGCGCCUGCGCAGUACACCCAGCUUCCAUCCUCCCGGAUAAGCCACGUCUCUGAUCCGCAGGGAAGAUCCUGCGACUUCUGUCCCGGGCCGCUGUUGACAGGAUGGUGCGCCCGCCAUCGCGUUGUGUUCUUCAGUCGGCAGCUCCGUUGCUCGGGCUGGUCUGACCGUCCUUCAGCGACAGGCGGAGACCGGAGACCGGAGGCCGGUGACCACCUUCCCCUGGGGAUCGCCGCCGCCGCAGGCCGCCGAGCCAUGGCCGUCCCCGCCAACAGCCUCCGCGUCAGCGACAUCCACGACACGGCGUCGCUCUUCGAGCGCUACAGCACCGAGGAGAUCCGGCAGGUGGAGCGGCGGGUCCGUGCCGAGAUCGAGCAGAAGAAGGAGGAGCUGCGCCAGAUGGUGGGCGAGAGGUACCGGGACCUGAUCGAGGCGGCCGACACCAUCACCGACAUGCGGCUGUGCGCCGAGAAGGUGGUGUCCUCGGUGCAGGAGAUGUUCGACUACUGCACCCGGAUCAAGCCGUGUGCCGCCGGCAGAGCCGCUGCUCUCUCCUCCCGGAGCAACCAGGUUCAGCAGCAGUCCCAGGAGAAAUUCUACAGUAUGGCAGUGCAGAUUAAACUCCUUCUGAACAUGCCAGAGAAGAUUUGGAGUGCCUUAGAAUCAUCACAUUAUCUCUAUGCUACUCAGAUGUACUUGCUAUGCUGCCACAUUCAUAGCAUCCUCCAAUUGGACUCCUCAGGUUCCCAUUACAGUCCUGUCCUGGCACGUUUUCCCAUCCUUGUACGACAAGUAGCGGCAGCAGGCCAUUUCAGAUCAUCCAUUUUGCAGGAAAGUAAAACACUUCUUAAGGGCCGUGCUGUAUCGGACCAAGCUAUUGCAGAGGCUCUCUGUUCCAUUAUCCUACUGGAAGACAGUUCUCCACGCCAAGCUCUCACUGAUUUUCUUCUAGCUAGGAAAUCAGCAAUUCAGCAGUUACUGAACCAACCCCACCAUGGAGCUGGUAUCAAGGCACAGGUGUGUUCUUUGGUUGAACUGCUAGCCACUACGAUGUAUCAGGCUCAAGCUGUGUUUUAUACCCCAAGUCAAGGAAAAACACCAGAUUCUACACUAACCUGUGGCCUUCUCUUUACUACCUUAGAAUCCAUCACAAGUGAGUCCCCAACAGAAAAAGGAAUCACUGUGUUAAAAGAAGAGGUGAAAUCUGAGAGUUGGUUCAAGUAUUUACCACCUUCCAUUGUGAAUUUUCAGCCAUCUCUGAGGACCCUUGCUCAUCCAAUAAGCCAUGAUUAUUUGAGAGACACUCUUCAGCAAUGGAUCAACAUGUGUAAGGAUGACAUAAAAAUGGGAAUUGGGAAUCUGCUGAUCUAUGUGAAAAGUCUGAAGGGUCUUGCUGGAAUUCGAGAUGCAGUGUGGGAACUCCUCACUAGCGAGUCGAUAUGUCAGAACUGGGAAACUGUUUGCUACCGACUCUUGGAGAAGCCUUUCUCCUUCUGGGAAGAUUUCCUUCAGCAGCUCUUCCUUGACAGAUUACAGGCACUGACAAAAGAAGGUGUGGAAUCCAUCUCGAACAGUUCCAAACAGCUGUUGAUUUCAGCUCUACAGGAGCUUCAGGCCAAGAACAGCAGCACUGCUCCCAAUAAACCUGUUGAGUUUGAAUACAAUGUUGCUGCAUAUCUUUGGUCAGAGAGCAAUAAUGAUCUUUUACCAGAUACUGCUUGGGUCAGUGUUACAAAUCGUAGUCACUUUGUUAAGAGUGGACUUUCCAUGAAGGCUCAAGCUCUCACACUUUGUGUUCAAAGUUUCUGUUCAGCACUUGAUUCCAAAUUAAAACUUAAACUGGAUGAUUUAGUAAUGUACCUUCCACCAGCUACUUCCACUGCAAAGGACAAUGUAAAUGACUACUCAUCCUCACAACUACAGAACUCUGCAUUUGACAGGUAUGCUGAUACAGCUAAGGUGGAAGAGAUGCUACAGACACAGUGUCUUGCUUGUGUGCAGUACAUUCUGAACUGUGUGAGAGCAGAACUUAAAAUGGCAGAAGAGAGGCUGCAAAACUGCACUUGCUCUCCCAAUGAUUGUAAUCUGAAUGCCAUCCUUUUUAUGGCACGAUUGUGUCAGUCCAUAGGAGAACUCUGCCCUCAUCUCAAGCAAUGCAUUUUGGGCAAGUCAGGUAGUAAUGAUCUUGUGUGUGAGCUCCGUCCUGUCAAGAAGCUGGGCAAGGGGAAGCUGCAAGAAGUGAAGCCAGCACAGGCUAAGUGGCAGGAAAUAAAAGAUCAACUGUUGCAACAAAGCACGAGUGCUUACAGAAUUUGGAAUGUUGCCAUAUCAAAGGCUCUAGUUUCCCGUUUCACCCAAACAUUGCACUCUCAUACAGCUGGAGCUAUCUUAUCCACAGCCACCAGCUGGGAUGAAAUUGAAAUUCAAGAGGAAACAGAAGCUGGGAAUAGUGUGACAUCCAAAAUUCGUCUUCCUGUACAGCCUUCUUGGUAUGUUCAGUCACUUCUCUUUAAUUUAUGCCAAGAAAUAAACCGGGUUGGAGGUCAUGCUCUUCCUAAGGUCACGCUUCAGGAGUUGCUGAAGUCCUGUUUGGAUGAGGUGCUUUCUGGUUAUGAAAGACUAUGUUCCACAAAUUCUGAUAAGGUUGACUCUGCAUUCCCUUUAACCCAGAACAGAGCUUUGCAGCUGCUUUUUGAUCUUAGGUACCUCGGUUCAGUUUUAACAGCUAGGAAUGAUGAGGUGAAAAGCAGCCGGCACCAGCAAGACCCAAGGGUUCAAAAUGUGGUAGAUACUUUGGAAAGCCACAUUGAUCCAUUUGAUUUGGAUGUUUUCACUCCACAUCUUAACAACAACCUGAGUAAGCUUUCUCAAAGGACUUCAGUGCUUUUUGGGUUAUUAACUGGCACAGAGAAACAAUACACCAGCAGAAGUACGACAUUUAACUCGCAAGAACCUCAUAACAUCUUGCCUUUGGCUUCCAGUCAGAUCCGAUUUGGUCUACUGCCACUUAGUAUGACAAGUUCCCGAAAGCCUAAAUCAUCUGUCCGAGCAAGUGAAGUUAAGAAUCAGAUGUUGGUCACAGAAGAAGCAAGUCUAAAGCCUGGCGCCUUAUUUCAUCAGCUGGCUUCUUUUCAAGAUGAUGAUACAUCAUCAUCAUCAGCAUCGUCGCUUUUUAAAUUAGGGUGGCUAUCGAGUAUGACCAAGUGAUAAUGACAGCUUUGGGGGAAAAAAAAACUGAUGCAAGCUUUGAUGUAGAAAUAAAUUAAUAAAUACGAAAACAAAAUCACCAGCCAUUGACUCUAAACAUGUAUCGAUGUCUGUAAUGUACAAUUCUGAAUUACUGACCAGGAGCAAUUGCUUUAAUACUGCUACGACUCCAUCUGUGGCCGUUGUUAAGAUGCAUUUUUUUCUAUAAAAAGUUACCAGUGUCGUGGAGACUUCAGUAUGCCAACUUGGACCUUCAGUGAAUUGGAAUAUAUUCAAUUCCUAAUGACGCUAAAUUAAAUAACAAAAUGGUAAUGUGAGCUUGUCUCCAGAGGCAACAUUUUAACGAGUGGAUUCUUCAGCUGUUCAUUUGUGUGGACAUUCUCUCUUUCAAUGUGCUGUUCUUGGCAGUACAUAUCCAUCAAGUUGCAAUCCUCCAUUCCAUUUGGAUAUGUGGUCUUAUUUUGAUUAAGUCCUUUAUAGUUCUAAUGUUUACAUUGCUACCCUGCUACAGGAGGAUGCAACAAAAUAGAGCUUGCAAAAUACCUGAUAGAAGUUUAUAAAAUUAUGAGAGGCAUUGAUAGGGUAGACAGCCAGAAUCUUUCUCCCAAGGUAGAAAUGUUGAAUACUAGAGGACGUAGCUUUAAGGUGAGAGAGGGUAAGUUUAAAGGGGAUGUAUGUAGCAAGUACUGUUAUUGUUUUUACCUGUACUACAUCAAUGCACUCUGUACUAACCCAAUGUAACUGCACUGUGUAAUGAAUUGACCUGUAUGAUUGGUAUGCAAGACAAGUUUUUCACUGUACCUCGGUACAAGUGACAAUAAUAUACCAAUACCAAGUUGUGUUACACACAGUGGUAGGUGCCUGCAAUGCUCUGUUGGGGUGCUAGCGGAAGCAGAUACUAUAGUGGCAUUCAAGAGGCUUUUACAUAGGCACAUGAAUAUGCAGGGACUGGAGGGAUAUGAAUCGUGCAGGCAGAAGGGAUUAAUUUGGCAUCAUUCUUGGCACAGAUAUCGUGGGUUGAAGGGUGUGUUCCUGGACUGUACUCUUCUAUGUUCUAAAAGGUAUAUGUUGUCUUCCAUGUAGCACAACAAUAACAUUUUUUUAUGGUAAAUUUAAAUUUUUGGGUCAGGCAGAAACUAGACAGCCUUCAUUAUUAAUUAAAAAGAGUGGCUUUUUUUCUGUCCAGAAAAAUCAACAUUAAAGUUUGUUGCUCAGCUGGUUCAAA